AUGAAGUACUCGCAAAUCAUCUCGGGCGCGGCCACGUUCGCUCUGGCCAAUGCCCAUGCCACUAUCCACAGCAUAUCUGUGGACGGGGUGGACCAAGGUCCUGGGAACGUAGCGGGCGGAUACAUUCGUUACCCACCAAACAACAGUCCCGUCAAGGAAGUCGAUUCCCCUGACAUGACCUGCAACGUCAACAAUGUUCCCGCGGAGAAGACAGUUGAAGUCCCCGCCGGUUCCGCCGUCACCCUCCAGUGGUUCCACGAGGGCAACACCCCGGGUGACGACAUCAUCGCUGAGUCCCACAAGGGACCCGUGAUUUCUUAUAUCGCCCCAAUGGAUUCCAAUGGAGCUGGAGACGUGUGGGUCAAGCUGUCCGAAGUUGGCUACGACGGGACCACAUGGGGCGUCGACAAGUUGAGGGCAGACAGGGGAAAGCAGGAACUCACCAUCCCCGCUUCCCUCGCCCCGGGCGAGUACCUCCUCCGUGGCGAGAUCAUUGCUCUACACGAGGGUGAUGUCUCCUACUCCGCGAAUCAGGCUCGGGGUGCCCAGUUCUACAUGGAGUGUGUCCAGAUCUCGGUGACCGGUUCCGGAACCACCGAACUCCCAGCAGGUGUCGCCAUCCCAGGCGCGUACACUGAGGCCGACCCAGGAGUCACGUUCAACAUCUACGGCAACGCUGUCGGCGAGUACACCAUUCCAGGCCCACCGGUCUGGGACGGAGCGACCGGUGGAACGCCAGGCGGUAACAAUACUACACCGCCUGUAUACGACGAGACACCCCCCGAUGGAGAGGACAAGACUCCCCCCACCACUCCCCCCACUGGAGAGGACAAGACUCCACCCACCACUCCCCCUACUGGAGAGGACAAGACUCCCCCCACCACUCCCCCCACUGGAGAGGAUAAGGGGACGCCUGUUUACGAGCCCAACCCAGAAAUCACUCCCGGCCCCACCACGCCCAAGCCCAAGAAGAAUUCUUGCAAGGCCAAAACCACCAUGGUCACCAAAACUAGACCUUCCCCCACCAAAACCCCCGGCGGAAAUGGCGGAACUGGUGGAAAUGGCGGAACUGGUGGAAAUGGCGGAACUGGUGGAAAUGGUGGAAAUGGUGGAAAUGGUGGAUAUCCCACUGGUGAGAAGCCCGGAUCUGGUGGUGGAAAUGGCGGAACUGGCGGCGCUGGCGGUUCUGGCGUGGCCAUUUACGGCCAAUGCGGAGGCCUAGAAUACUCCGGUCCCACGAGCUGCUCUUCCGGUAGCUGCACCAAGCUCAACGACUACUACCACCAAUGCUUGUAA
Messenger RNA from Drepanopeziza brunnea f. sp. 'multigermtubi' MB_m1, 1296 nucleotides. RefSeq lists its product as uncharacterized. Gene Ontology annotation, biological process: carbohydrate metabolic process. Lineage: Eukaryota; Fungi; Ascomycota; Leotiomycetes; Helotiales; Drepanopezizaceae. Gene Ontology annotation, cellular component: extracellular region. Gene Ontology annotation, molecular function: cellulose binding. The record is from RefSeq and is a predicted model, not a curated record.